GGGAAUACUGGAGGACGACCACUUCAACCUGCAGCUGAAUCCACAAACUGAACAAGAGUUUUACAAGAACAAAGACUCAAAGUGAAAGUAACUUUCAGGGACGUCACUAACGGAGGGAGUGACUGACUGAUUCCUGUCUGAGCCGUCUGCCUGCUGCGAGUUCAGCUUCACUCGGAGACUAAAUGGCUUCCAGGUUAGAGGAGGAUCUCUGCUGUCCUGUCUGCUGUGACAUCUUUAAAGAUCCUGUCAUCCUGUCAUGUUGCCACAGCUUCUGUAAAGUCUGUCUGCAGAGCUGGUGGACAGAGAAGGAAACUCAAGAGUGUCCACUUUGUAAGAGAAGACAUUCAAAACAAUUACCUUCCAAUUUGGCGUUAAAGAACCUGUGUGAGACGUUCAGAGAGGAGAGAGGUCAGAGAGCUUCAGAGGCUCUCUGCAGUCUGCACUCUGAGAAACUCAAACUCUUCUGUCUGGACCAUCAGCAGCCAGUGUGUGUCGUCUGCAGAGAUUCAGAAAAACACAGCAACCACAGAUUCAGACCCAUCGAUGAAGCUGCACGACAACACAAGAAGGAACUUCAGGAAACUCUGGAGCCCUUAAAGAAGAAGUUACAGGUUUCUGAACAAGUUAAAGUGAAGUUUGGUCAAACAGCAGAACACCUGAAGGUCCAGGCCCGACACACAGAGAGGCAGAUUAAGGAGCAGUUUAAGAAGCUUCACCAGUUUCUAGAGGAGGAAGAGGAGGCCAGGAUGGCUGCACUGAGGGAGGAAGAGGAGCAGAAGAGUCAGAUGCUGAAGGAGAAGAUGGAGGCUCUGAGCAGAGAGAUAGCAGCUCUUUCAGACACAGUCAGAGCCACAGAGGAGCAGCUGAGAGCUGAAGACGUCUCAUUCCUGCUCAACUACAAGGCUGCAGUGGAAAGAGUCCGGCAGCGCCCCCUGCUGGAGGAUCCACAGCUGCCCUCAGGAGCUCUGAUAGACCAGGCCAAACACCUGGGCAACCUGACCUUCAACAUCUGGAACAAGAUGAAGGACAUGGUCUCCUACACUCCUCUGAUCCUGGACCCAAACACUGCUCAUCCAGGACUCAUCCUGUCUGAAGAUCUGACCAGUGUGAGAGAAGGAGAGGAGCAGCAGCUUCCUGACAAUCCAGAGAGGUUUGGUUCUUACUGGUCUGUCCUGGGCUCUGAGGGCUUCAACUCAGGGACUCACAGCUGGGAGGUCGAGGUUGGAGACAGUACAGACUGGGAACUGGGAGUGUUAGCAGAGUCUGUCCAGAGGAAGGGAGACAUACAGUCUGGAUUAUGGAGAAUAGGGUUCUUUACAGGUAAAUACUCAGUAUGGUCACCACCAGCUCCACCCACUGCUCUCCGAGUGCAGAAGAAGCUCCAGAGGAUCAGAGUGAAUCUGGACUGGAUCAGAGAAACGCUGUCGUUCUCUGAUCCUGAUACUAACACACACAUACACACCUUCACACACACUUUCACUGACAGACUGUUUCCAUACAUUAGCACUUGGGAUAAUCUCCCACUGAAGGUUUUACCUGUGAAGGUCUCUGUGACUGUAGAACACCUGAACUAGAUGACGAUGAUGAUGACGACGAUGCUCUUUGAGGAACAUGUGACUAUGUCGUCCUGAUGAUGUUGUUGGUUGUCAUGGUGAUGUUGUUGACAUUUACAGUAUAUAUACUCUUUUAGUUUCUCAUGAAGAACCUCAUCCUUAUCUUUACCCAACGUAUUCGAGGACAGUCGAGGUAAUCAUGUUUUCGUGUCUUUAAUCAGAAGUUUCCUUGUGUAAUGGCGCCCUCAUGUGGGUAAAAGCGUAACAGCACAAUAAUUCAUAGCCAAUCAGAGACUAUCAAUGAUUUAUGUGUUUUGAUUGUGGACCAAUAGGGAACGACCCGCCAGGAGGAGCAUGUUUUUAAAAUGUAAGUGAAUGCACAACUGAGCCUGUUCAGUUGCUUCAUGAACCAACUCGGUUUCCGUGUACUUUGUUUUGAUAUUACAGUAAAAUCUAUAUUGCGUUGGA
This is a messenger RNA of Siniperca chuatsi (mandarin fish), 2021 nucleotides long. Its product is annotated as hydroxyacid-oxoacid transhydrogenase, mitochondrial-like. Gene Ontology annotation, cellular component: mitochondrion. The record is from RefSeq and is a predicted model, not a curated record. Gene Ontology annotation, molecular function: alcohol dehydrogenase (NAD+) activity; protein binding; zinc ion binding. NCBI's taxonomy places the organism in Eukaryota, Metazoa, Chordata, Actinopteri, Centrarchiformes, Sinipercidae. The transcript has 2 exons. Bases 183 to 1574 code for a protein of 463 amino acids.